CUCUCUCCUCAGAUUUUGAUUUAAUUCCGAAGUGAAGCGGGCCCGUUAAAAACCAGGCGAACGACGACCCGUUGGACCGGACUCGGUGUCUGCCCGUGUUUUCAGUUUUUCAUUUGAUUUUUUUUGUCUGUUUUUUUUCCCCUGUAUUUUUUUUUUUUCCUUUUUGCUUUUAUUUUUUUUAUUUUUUGUAAAGAACGCGUUCACAGUCUUGAUCUGGAGGAUUAUAGCAGAGCGUUUCUCGGCGGCUUACAUGUAGCGCGGAGAGAAGCCCCGUGCGUUUCUGAGGGAGUCGCCGGAGGCUCGGGGCCUAGGAGCCGUCAUGUAUGCAGGACGCAAGAGGAGAAAACCGGUUCAGAGAGCGGUGAAACAGCCACCAGCUGAAGGGGCCAAAUCCAACCCGUCCAAGCGGCAUAGAGACCGGCUGAACGGAGAGCUGGAGCGGCUGGCCAGCCUGCUGCCUUUCCCUGAAGAGGUCACCGCCAGCCUGGACAAGCUCUCCAUCCUCCGACUGAGCGUCAGCUACCUGCGAGCCAAGAACUUCUUCUCUGUCGCCCUGAACAGUCGAAACGGAGUGGCUCCAGCCAGUGUGAAUGAUGACGACAGCAAAACAGCAGGAGCGGUGGAGACCAAGAUCCCUGAAGGCGAACUUUUGCUGCAGGCUCUCAACGGUUUUGUCCUGGUUAUCACUGCCAGUGGGACCAUCUUCUACUCCUCUCAAACCAUCCAGGACUAUUUGGGCUUCCACCAGACGGAUGUCAUGCACCAGAGUGUUUAUGAACUGGUCCAUACAGAGGACCAGCAGGAGCUCAGGAGAAACCUGCACUGGGCUUUGAAUCCUCCUACUGCCGCUGCAUCUGCCGUUAGCCAGGACUCCCCCCAAGAGAUGGAACCUGACAGCAGCUCAUCUCUGGUCACCUACAACCCUGAGCAGCUUCCGCCAGAAAACUCGUCCUUCCUGGAGAGGAGCUUUGUCUGUCGUUUUCGCUGCCUACUGGACAACUCCUCCGGCUUUCUGGCUUUGAACAUCCAGGGCAGGCUCAAGUUUCUGCAUGGACAGAACCAGCGGCAGGAAAAUGGAGGAAAGGCCCCAGCACAGCUCGCCCUUUUUGCCAUCGCGACUCCUCUGCAGCCUCCGUCCAUACUGGAAAUCAGGACCAAGAACAUGAUCUUCAGAACCAAACACAAGCUGGAUUUCACACCCUUGGCCUGUGAUGCAAAGGGGAAGAUAGUUUUGGGGUACACAGAGGCUGAGCUGCGGGUACGCGGAUCUGGCUAUCAGUUCAUCCAUGCAGCAGAUAUGUUGUACUGUGCAGAGAACCAUGUCAGAAUGAUGAAGACUGGAGAAAGUGGUCUGACUGUGUUCAGGCUCCUCACCAAGGAGAAUCGCUGGAAAUGGGUCCAGGCUAAUGCCAGACUGGUGUACAAGAAUGGCAAACCCGACUACAUCAUUGCCACCCAGAGACCUCUUUUGGACGAAGAGGGAGGAGAACACUUGCGUAAGCGCUCCAUGCAUCUACCCUUUACCUAUGCUACAGGUGAGGCUUUGCUCUACCAGUCCAACCAUCCCAUUGCUGGCUUUAAAGAUGGAAGCCAUGAGAAAAAUGGCAGUAAGUCAAAGAAGAGCCGGACUGACAGGCUGGUAAGGGAUGGUCUGGAUCCUGGCUCCCUCCUGGGGGCACUUAUGAGUCAGGAUGAGUCGGUGUACGUUUGCCAGCCUGCCCUGGAGCCCAAAAUGUCAUUCCAUAGCAGCUUCUUUGGGGAGCAAACGGGCUUCUCUGACUCCGAACCCUCCAGUUUGCACAGGAGCUGGGAUGAGCCAAGCAACGGUGUGGUGGGACCUGGCAUCACAGAGCCAAACAUAAGCUUUGACCCACUGCUGGCUACUCUAGACUCCCUCUCCUUGGAAGGCCAAGGUGUUGUGGAUGCAGAAGAGGGGGGUUGUUCAAACGGUGAGCUGUUUGGAGCUCUGGAGGGGUUGGGGCUGAGUGCAGAGGACCUGGAGCUGCUGUUGCUGGAUGAGCGGAUGAUCAGAGUUGAGAUGGACCCUGAACGUGUGCCCACUUUGGACGACCUGCUGACAAAUGAUGAGAUCCUCUCAUAUAUCUAUGACUCUAUAGAGGGAAAGACUGAUUCCACAGAACAUGAAGGACGGAUGCCUCCCAGUACAGCCUCAGUGACAGCCACAACAGUGUCACUACCUGAAAGUAAUCCCACCUCUGACACUAAUGUGCAAAUGCAGUUUCCUCACCAUAAGCCUCCCCUGGUGGGGCAGGCUCCCAUCGUCCAGCUGUCCCAGCAGAUGCAACAGCACCUCAACAUGCGAACAGGUAAAGUGGAGCAUAAUUGGGGCCAACAGAGUGACCAGUUGGCUAAUACGAUAGCUAAUGGAGAGCUGCUCGGGCAGAAUCAAUCUAUUCCCAACGGACAAUGGUCAGCCCAAGACAUUCUAGCCAGUGCAGGGAUACAACUUGAUCAUUUUAAUACACAACAGACUAUUUUCAAUGGUGAGGCCUCAGAGCUGGAUGGUGAGCUUCAUCAGCAGCAAACACAUCAACGCUACCUUCAGCAGCAACAGCAACCCAGGAUGCAGAACCAGCUCUCACAGCAGUGCCAUGCCAAACAGAAGGCAGCCAACCUCAACGGACUGUCUGGCAUCUCCAGCACAAAGAAUUCAGUUGGGAAAUCCCAAUGGCAGGACUAUGGAUUCAGCGAGAGUCUGGGCAGCAACCCCUGCCUUGAUAACAGCCAAAAACCUCUUACAAACACCUCACUAGAUUCUUGCAUGGAUUAUAGUAUGCCUGAUAUUGACAAUGCAGAUUACACUAUCAGUGGAAGUGGUUUACUUGGGAGGAGUGGGCAACAGCACGGGGCCGAGUCCAUGGUUUCAUCCUUCCAGGGGAUGAACCACAAACUUCAGCAGGAGCAGAUCCAAGCCCCUUUGGCCCAGGUCAUCUCCAGCCUGUCGCAGUGCCCUCCCCCCAACGCCUCCCUGGAGCAGAUCCUGGGAGUGGGCAAGCCCUGCCGGCAGCUGGACCAUUAUGGCAUGGUAACCGCGGAGAUCCCUCAUGAUCCCAAUUACAGUAAGAUGGAGAAUGGCUGCAUCCUGAACAGCACUUACCCGGGGGGCUGUGCUCUGCCCAAUGGGAGCGGAGCGGCGCCCCCUACUGUCCAGAUGCCCAGCCCCGAGACUCUGUCCAGCCUCCCCGACCCACCAGCCACCGGCUUCUACCUCUGACCGUCUGGCAGUCAUGCAGCAGGACACUGUUCAUGGCCAGGAAACACACAAUGACUGGACCAGCCUUAUACAUCUAGAUACCAUAACAAACAAAGCUGAAUAAACGUAGGCCUAUAUGUUUUUUUCUUUUCUUUCAUUUUUAAUUUGGACUUUUUUGUGGGGGGAGGGGAUCAUUGUGUUGUAUUUCAAGUCAUAUUAUCAUGAGUACUUUGUUUACAAUAAUGCAGUCAAGAGUGCUCAGUUGAUUUUAUUUUACGUAAUACAGAGAGCUAAAUAUGAGUUUUCGUCAAGCUGAGUUUUAUAAACCUGCGCUCAGAUACAACGCAAAGCACAAUUUAGAUUUAGAGGCAGCUAAAAUUUUGGAUAGUUCUGGGAUUUUCAGUACUAAUUAUUAUCCAUUAUUUAGAUUAAAAAAUCCAUUAUGCUUAUGGCAUUUCAAGCAGGACUUUGUUAUAUUUUGUAUACCAUGAAAGAUCAGGAUAAACCGAGGAAGAGAUGACUGACUGGGUGUUAUUGGUGGGUCAGUGAUUGACACCGGUUGACCACCGGAAGAUGAAUAUGACCCAGUAAAUAUCACUUGCAGUAGAUUGAGGCAUCAGUCGAUCAACAGGGAAUCACUUCCAAGCAAAAGUAACAAAGAUCUCCUGGUUCCACCUUCAAAUCACAGGAGUUGCUGAUUCCUUUCUAACAUGAUUAGUAAAUUGAAUAUCUCUGCGUUUUAGACUGUCAGUUGGAUGACACAAGACAUUUGAAGGCAUGCGAAGAUGUCACGCUCAGCUCGCGGGAAGAAAAAGCGGAAUUCUUUUGUCGUUUUCCGACAUUUUAUAGACAAACCGAUUAAUCAAUCAAUCAGGAACAUAACAAGCACAUUAACUGACAAAUAAAGGUAACUGUUAGAUGCAGCCGUAAAUUGUAAGAGACAAAAACAGACAAACAGAUGCCAGACCUACUGAGGCAACGACGGCUUGUUUUAUGUCUCCAGUUCACGAAUGUGCAGAAACAGAAGCAGAAAGGAGAGGGUCUGAAAAAGCAGCAUCUGACCGCGCAUCACAUGUAGUUCU
Messenger RNA from Xiphias gladius (swordfish), 4296 nucleotides. Its product is annotated as aryl hydrocarbon receptor-like. Gene Ontology annotation, molecular function: protein dimerization activity; transcription cis-regulatory region binding; nuclear receptor activity. The transcript has 11 exons. Gene Ontology annotation, cellular component: nucleus; aryl hydrocarbon receptor complex. The record is from RefSeq and is a predicted model, not a curated record. Bases 320 to 3235 code for a protein of 971 amino acids. Lineage: Eukaryota; Metazoa; Chordata; Actinopteri; Istiophoriformes; Xiphiidae. Gene Ontology annotation, biological process: regulation of transcription by RNA polymerase II.